AUGAUUCCCACUAUUACCCUGCUUUGUUGCAUUUUGUUUUUCGCCUCCUCGGGCGUCUCGUUCACCCCAUGCCCGCUUCUAGGGCCAGCAUUCCCUGAGUUUACCUUGGAUACAAGCUCCGAAAUCCUAGCCCCUGCUCUCAAGGACCUCGCAGAAACGUUCAAUCGCCUGAUUUUUGAAGGGAAUGGCUCCCAUGGGGAGAUCUACCCUAAUACUACUUCUUUUAGUCUAUCAUUAUUCUCCGUUAAUCAAGGCAAUGCCAGCAACCAGCCCUUUUUCUUUGACUAUCACUACACGGCGCCGCCAUUGAAGUCUCACCCCGUGGGAAACGAUAGCAUAUAUCGCAUCGGCGGUUUGACUAAGAUUUUCACAAUCUGGACUAUUCUAAUUGAAGCGGGGGAUCGUAUCUGGAAUAAUCCUGUUACAGAAUACAUCCCCGAACUGGCCGAUGCGAUGAACCACCAGGAUGCAAAACAAGACCCGGUUAGCUAUGUCGACUGGGAAGUUGUUACGGUUGGCCAGCUUGCAAGCCAUAUGGCUGGAAUUUCUAGGGGUUCUUCUAUGCACAAUUUGGGUAAACCAGACGACUCUAAGUACACUGGUCUGCCAUCCACUUCUGCUUCUGAUAUACCCCCCUGUAUGUCGGGAUUUUCGUGCAACCGUACUGAAUUCUUUUCGUAUAUUGUCCGACAGCCUCCCGUAGCCCUCCCGGGGACUACACCUAUUUACUCAGACGACGCGUUUCGAAUUCUAGGAUACAUUGUGGAGCGAAUUACCGGAAAAUCUUUUGAAUCUGUGCUUAAUCAACGCAUUCUUGAGCCUCUCGAGCUGAGAAGGACAAGUCCAGCCUCACCGGAAAAUCCAUUGCCAGGAGUAGUCCUAGCGGAUAUGAAUAACCAUGAAUGGGCGAUGCAAGACGCAGCUGCACUUUCAAUGCUUUCCACUGUCACCGAUCUAGCCAUUGCCGGGAAGUCCAUCCUAUCGGCAACCCUCCUUUCGCGCGCCCAAACUAACCGCUGGCUGAAACCCGUUACCCACACUUCCAACCCUGCAAACUCAGUAGGGUAUCCCUGGGUUAUAUAUAGCGGUGGAGGCUACCCCAACACAUCGAUGAUAGAUGUGUAUACAGCUCUUAGUAGCAUCGGCUUGUAUAGCUCAUAUAUCGGCCUUGUUCCCGACUUCAACGUUGGGUUUACUGUUCUAGCUGUUGAUAGUACGACGAGCCCGGACCUCAAUCCCCAUGUUGGUGUUAUCGGCGAUGCUUUGCUACCGGCCUUAACCAAGAUUGCAACCCUUCAAGCCAGUGUCAAUUUCGGUGGAGUCUACUCUUCACCCACACAAAACUCGUCUAUUUCUAUCUCGGCGGAUAGCUUCCCCGGUCUAUUCAUUGAUACAUGGAUCAGCAACGGCACCGAUUUCCGGAAGACAUUGGCGGCCCUGAAUGGGAUCAAGGAGGUUGAUUCUGUGAGCAUACGACUUUACCCAACACAUCUUAUCUCCAAGCGAGCGUCUACGUCGAGACAAGCAUUUAGAGCAGUCUUCCAGGACAAAGAUGAGUUCGCUGACUAUGGGACGCCCACCUGUGUAUCAUGGUUGAGCGUUGAUAGUGUCAAGUACGGGGGAGCAUCGCUUGAUCAGUUUAUAUUCGAGGUAGACUCCCAUGGCAAAGCUUUGGGUGUUGAAAUCCCAGCAUCACGGAUAAUGCUAGAAAAACACGCAUAA
Messenger RNA from Microsporum canis CBS 113480, 1722 nucleotides. RefSeq lists its product as hypothetical. The record is from RefSeq and is a predicted model, not a curated record. NCBI's taxonomy places the organism in Eukaryota, Fungi, Ascomycota, Eurotiomycetes, Onygenales, Arthrodermataceae. Bases 1 to 1722 code for a protein of 573 amino acids. The transcript is spliced from 4 exons.